GCGGGGCCCGCGGAGGGACCCCCUUGGCACAGCCGCGCCGGGGGGCGGAGGUGCUGGUGGGCUCGGCCGGCGGGGACAGCGGCGGUAUUGCUGAAAUCCUAAUGAACCGACCCCACGCAAGAAAUUCACUUGGAAAAGUAUUUGUAAACGAACUGUUCAGUGCCCUGGAGCAGCUCCGCUUCGAUGAGAAGGUGCGUGUGGUGGUGUUCAAGAGCCAGGUGAAAGGUGUCUUUUGUGCAGGAGCAGACCUAAAGGAACGUGCAAAGAUGGAUGAUGCAGAAGUUGGACUGUUUGUUAGAAGGCUGAGAAAUCUCAUGGAUGAAAUAGCUGCCCUGCCUGUGCCCACGAUCGCUGCCAUCGAUGGCUACGCACUGGGAGGGGGCCUGGAACUGGCCUUGGCCUGUGACCUUCGAGUGGCAGCUUCAUCAGCUAAAAUGGGCCUUAUUGAGACCACACGAGGACUUCUUCCUGGAGCAGGUGGAACCCAGCGCCUGCCCAGAUGUGUCGGAAUAGGUCUCGCAAAGGAACUCAUUUUCACUGGCAGACAGAUUGAUGGACAACAGGCCUUGUCCAUGGGCUUGGUAAAUCACUCUGUGCCCCAGAACAGCGAGGGAGAUGCAGCUUACCAGAGAGCGCUGGCUUUGGCCAAAGAAAUCCUGCCCCAGGCUCCAUUUGCUGUGAAAAUGGGAAAACUAGCAAUAAACAGAGGAAUGGAGGUCGACAUCGCAUCAGGGAUGGCUAUUGAGGGGAUGUGCUAUGCCCAGAAUAUUCCCACAAGAGACCGUCAGGAAGGGAUGGCUGCCUUCAGGGAGAAACGACCCCCGCGCUUCAUCGGCAAAUAACACUUCCUGCCUUCCCCUUGAGCUUUGGAAAGUAAAGGAGGACUCAAGAGCACCCACUGAUUUCUUGGGGAUGAUAUUUAUGCCACCAUUCUGUGCACUUAACGCCUUGCCUUGGACUGCAUUGCUGAAUAUCCCACUGGAUCAUUUUUCUGUACGAAUCUUACAAUAAAAAUUUACCUGUGUACACCUGA
Empidonax traillii (willow flycatcher) is the source of this 1033-nucleotide messenger RNA. It is a transcript of the gene ECHDC2, whose product is annotated as enoyl-CoA hydratase domain containing 2. Gene Ontology annotation, molecular function: enoyl-CoA hydratase activity. The transcript has 10 exons. The coding region runs from base 102 to 842 and encodes 246 amino acids. Gene Ontology annotation, biological process: fatty acid beta-oxidation. Gene Ontology annotation, cellular component: mitochondrion. Lineage: Eukaryota; Metazoa; Chordata; Aves; Passeriformes; Tyrannidae. The record is from RefSeq and is a predicted model, not a curated record.